CCACACAUACGUACUCCCGUCACAGCAGUGAACAUGAAGCUUUUGGUGGCAACACUGUUGCUGGUGGCAGCAUGCCACGCAGAAGUAGCCAGAAGUAAGCAGAAGGAAGACAGCAGGACGGAGAGGAGGGCAGAGGAUGGGGUUGUUCAGAAAAGGGCGCCCGCCAUUUUACCCACAGUGACACCGGCCACCCCAGGAAUCGAAUAUGCUGACUCCAAAGACUCGCAGGCCGAAAAAACUCCUGUCCGGCACAUCUACGCCCAGCCAGUGUCCCACGUGGCCAAGAUAUCUGACGUGCUGACCGGCCAGGGUCCUCCCUUCCCUGCCGCCAUCGCUAGCCAUCUCUUCUCUCCUAUUCCUGUUUAUCAGCCUCGUCUAUCAUCACCCACAACAUACGAGAUAUCAGCCCCAAUCCCAUCUCAACUGGCGUACUCCGAGCACAAGAUCACCUACCAGCCCCAACAGAACGCCAUCCAGUUGCAGGAGUACAACCCGAAGCUACCCAAUCCCAAGCAGGCCAUCGCUCGGCUGACGGUCAACUACCAGCCGUAUCAGCAGGCGCCGCAGCCGAUUGUGUAUCAGCAUCAGCCUAUUCAGCAGUUCCCUGUUUAUCAGCAGGCCUUUAAUCAGCCGAUUCAAUACCAGGUUAUUGCUUUAUCUUUUUUUCACCUAUCACAAAACACACUACUGCUAUAUAUUUUGACAUAA
This is a messenger RNA of Cydia amplana, 708 nucleotides long. RefSeq lists its product as uncharacterized. The transcript is spliced from 5 exons. Bases 34 to 708 code for a protein of 224 amino acids. NCBI's taxonomy places the organism in Eukaryota, Metazoa, Arthropoda, Insecta, Lepidoptera, Tortricidae. The record is from RefSeq and is a predicted model, not a curated record.